Symbiodinium necroappetens is the source of this 501-nucleotide messenger RNA. The record is from the annotation of a GenBank genome assembly. NCBI's taxonomy places the organism in Eukaryota, Dinophyceae, Suessiales, Symbiodiniaceae.
AUGUCCCGAUCGUCUCAAAUGCUGGCACAGAAUGAUUCUGAAGAUUCAGAGAUUCCCACAGCGAGACAUGCCAGUCCUGAGUCGUUCUGGGAGCUGCAUCGCCGUUUGGCGGAAUGCUACAGGAACGACAUGCGCAUGCAGACUCCGCAGGACAGCCAUGCGAAGAACCUACUCGAGACUCCGCACGUGCCUACAACCCCGUCACCACCCGCAGGCAGUCCUCACCCGUUGUCGCCGCUGGCCAACUGCUUCCCCGAGAUGAUGAAGAAUAAAGCCAAGAGGUCGGGAAGCAUCGCAAGUCAAGUGGGCGUGCCCUCUCCGUGCUUCAGCGAUAGGCUAACUCCCGAGCGUGGUGAGUUUGCAAUUCCGAAAGUUGCGACAUCUCCGGUGCGCCGACGCGUCUCGGACAGAUCUUCCGCCCACGAGAAUGGAAUCGCUUCCCGCGAUUUCGGCUGUGCUUCUCGGGGACUCCCGGCUUCCUUCGGGUUUUUGUGGGGUUAG